Messenger RNA from Saprolegnia parasitica CBS 223.65, 7385 nucleotides. RefSeq lists its product as hypothetical. Gene Ontology annotation, biological process: protein deubiquitination. The record is from RefSeq and is a predicted model, not a curated record. Gene Ontology annotation, molecular function: cysteine-type endopeptidase activity; cysteine-type deubiquitinase activity. Gene Ontology annotation, cellular component: nucleus; cytosol. The transcript has 7 exons. NCBI's taxonomy places the organism in Eukaryota, Oomycota, Saprolegniomycetes, Saprolegniales, Saprolegniaceae. Bases 1 to 7344 code for a protein of 2447 amino acids.
AUGUGGGUCGGGGCCGUGGACAUCACGUACGGGCAGGCGCUGGGGCCGCCCGGGUACCACCGGGCGACGAGCCCGCUCGGCGUCGCGGCCGAGGUCGCGCCGCAGACGUAUCUAUGGUACAAGACGCUCGUAACAGCGACGCCGCUGCGCGACCUCCGCGUCGGCCGGCGAGACGCGAAUUUGCCCGAUGGCUUUGCAUGCUUGCCAAAGGCCGUGCUGCGCGCCGAUGGUGACGACGACGGGCUCUUCUUAUGGACGUCGACGCGCGAGACGACGCCCGAGACGACGUACGACUAUGACAACCGGCCGUUGGACCCGCUGCGGCCGAUCCAGGAGCUCAAGAUCGUGCGCUCGAUGGACGACGUGCCGCCGUCGUUCGAGUGCGCCGUUGGCGCGACGCAUGCAGACCUCGGUAUCAUUUGCUUUCGCCGUGCAACGCAAGACGAGAUCGAACGCGUCGAAGAGGAGGCGCGCGAGCCGACGAUCGUCCGACGAACCCAGCUCGGCACCGGUCUCUGGGUCGACGUUCUCGAUCCCGUCACCAACAAGUGGCACAUUGGCCAAGUGCGCGGCAACACCAACACGACACUGCCAACGGCGGCGAGCGCGCAGGUCGUGCCACAUGACGCGUGGCUGGUGCACUUGCCAGCGUACAAGACGCCGUUCAAGGAGUUGGUGGUGCAGAGCGCCCACGUGCGCAGUCGGACGGCGCCCAUCGGGACGCACACAGACUUGCACGCGUCGCCGUCGUACCCGCUUCUGCGCGUCCUGCCGCGGCGCCACGCCGUGCUGGCGGCGCCGUGCCGGGAGCUCGACGUCGCGAACGGUCUCCAGUCCUUCUUCCAGCACACGCUCAAGUACUGGGCGUCGUUUGUCUUGAGCGCCGAGACGCUGCCGGGAAGCGACGACCAAGUGUCGUCGUCGCUCUUCAUGGCCGUCGCCAAGCUCUUACUCAACGGCUUUGACGGCUGCAACGGCUACUACCUCCCCGACACGCACGCGAUCGGGUGGGAGGCGGCGUCGGACCUCGAGCAUGUGACGUACCUGGACCACGUCGCCAGCGGCGCCUUCCGCAGCGCGCCCUGCCGCUCCAUGUACUUUGUGGAGACGGUCGAGUAUUUCUUUCAAGUCGGUGGGUACCGUGCGAUCGUGCAGCGUGUGAAAGACGCUUCGAUUCCGCUCUCGGAACUUUUUCUGCACGCCAAGCCCAUCUUGACACCGACAACGGCCGACGAAGAGCAGCUCGUGACGCUCUUGCAUGCCGUCCUCGGACGCCUCGCGACCGUCGACAUGGAGCUCGUCAAGGACGACUCGGGCCUUCUCGAUGCGAUUCUAGACAAGCUCGAUACGCUCUUUGGCGACCACGCGCUCUUGCACACUGUCGACGUGCUCGAGCACUUGGAACUCGCGCACCUCGGACUCGCGAAAGCGUACCUCUGCUGUCCGUACUUGGGUCAGCAGCUCGCGGGUCUCACGCGCGUGCUGGUUUGGAUGGAGAAGGCCCAGCGCCACGACGCCUUCCUCGCGCAGCACGUGUCCCGGGCGUCGGCGACGCCACUGGCGAAGAAGCGCAUCGGGUCGUUUGGCACCAUUGGCGCCAUGCUGCGGACGUCGUCGGCCUCGAUCACGUCAUCAUCGAUGCCGAGCACGUCGACAAUGCCGCCGCCCAGCGUAUCGGCGCGCUGGCUCCGCACCGAGAGCUUUAUCCAAUGGGUCGAGGACGCCAACGUGCUGGAUCUCGUGCUGGGUGACGCGCCGACGCUGGCCCGUGUCGGCUUGCGGGACGCGCACAUUGAGGUCUGGAAGCGCACGGGGCCGCUCUUGCUGCUCGUGGCGCAGCACGAAAAGCUCACGCGGCACCAUUUGCACUUGCUCUGGGCGCACGCGAUCAAGCCGCAGCAGUCGCUUCGGCGCAAGACGGUCUUUGAGAUGCUCCUCACGCUCGCGUCCUCGAUGGUCGUCUCGCUCAUUGCCGCCGUCGCCGAGCUCUGGACCGACGUGGCCACCUACGAUGCGCUCACGAUCCACUUCCUCACGCGCAUCACGCGGCUCGCGAACGGCAAGGCCCACCAGGCGCAGAUUGGCGACGACGACCGAAUCCUGCUGGAUACCAUCGCGGCCAAGGGCGUGGAUUUGCUCUGGCACGCGAUGCUGGCCAACCCACGGGAGGUCCUCUCGCCUCUAACGACGCUGCUGCAUGACAUGGACGCGAUCGAGUCGGUGACGCGCCGCCGCAACACGCUGGCCGAGUACGUCGCCCGCAGCGUGGACGCCGUGCGCCAAGGCCGCGACGUUCCGACGCACUUGACGCUGCUCGAAGCUAUCGUGCGUGGCGCGCCGCCGGACGAGAGCGCGUUGCAGAACGUCACGUCGGCGGUCAUCCUCUCGUCGCUCAAGAAUGCGAUGAAGAUCCACCCGUUCGACAGCGUCCUCCAGCGCUUCGAGACGUCGUUUCAGCUCGUGUCGCUUCUGCUCGACUUGGUGGCCUCGUACCCGACCGAGUCGCUGGCGUGCCUUGCCUUUGUGCUCACUCACUCGGGUCUCGGGCUAUCGUACGACCAACUGGUGCGGAUUCAGGCGGCGGUGGUCGACCGAAGUACUUUUUUUACGUGGCUCUGCACCGUGCUGCCAAACUGCCUCGACGCGAUGGCGAUGAAGGGCCGCGCGGUGCUGCCGAUGGGCUUUCUCAGCAAUGGCGCGUUCACUAUCGACGUCCUCGAGCGCAUCUACGAGGACAUGGUGUGCGUCGACGCAGCGAUGACGACAUCGAUCGAGUUGGAGUGCUUUGAACGGCUCUUCCGGUACCUCAACCACCACGCGCAGCGGCUCACGGACGCCCACGCGCCGCGCGCCUUUCUCGUCGACGCGCCAGUGGACCGUCUAAACGGCUUUGGACGGCUGUACGACCUCGCCUUGCGCAGCGACGUGAACGAAGCGGCCCGCGACUACAUCGUGUACCUUCUCCUGCACCUGAGCGUCAAGCGCCUCGUGCGACUGGAUGUGUGGCUCUUCUUGGCCCAGCACGCAACGGCGUCGCUCGACGUCGGAACGUCCAUGGAAACGUCGCGCGCGCUCACGUUGCUGAGCACGUUUCUGCAUUAUGCGCGGCCGCUGCAAGCCGCGGCGGCCAAAGUGCCGUCGCUCGAGCCGCUCGUCGUGUACAUCAAGUCGCAAGACGGCCGCACGUCGCCGCCCUUGCACUACAACGUGCCCAAAAGCUGCCUCGUCGGCGAGCUGCGCGAUCGCAUCGCGGCGGAUGUUGGCCACUUUGCCGAGGGCAUUCGGCUCUUGACCGACACCAAGACGCGGCUUAGCGUGCGUAGCCACAACCACAUGACGCUGGCGGCCACGAACGUCUUCAACUCGAUGACGCAGCGCUCGUACGUCGAGGUGAUCUUGCUCAAGAAGCCCGAGACCGACACGAUCGGCCAUAUCAAGUCCAACCCACUGCAGUGGACGACGCAGGACGCGGCGAGCGACUGGGCGACGGUUCAGACGUGGCUCGGCGCCAACGUGCGCAGCACGCUGCUAUCGUUCUUGUCGCACCCGCGUCUGGCCGAGGCCGCGUGGCGGCUACUCGCGCUGCUGCCUGUCCAGACAUCGCUCUUGGAACAGGUGCAUUUGCUGCACGUCGACGACUGGAGCGGCGUGCUUUCGGGUCAAAGCGCGCUGCUGCUCUACCACCUCCAAGUGCUCCAGCCGUACCAGAGCCAGCUCGAGUGGAUGCGCCGCUUUGUGGGCUUGCGCGGACCGGAGCAUGUGUGCGAGCUGAUUCUUGCGGGGACGCCGCCGCCCCUCUUCAAGUGGCUCUGCGUCAGUCUGCACGAGAAACUGGAGUGGGCGCCAAUCGACCGCGACGAUCGCUGGCAAGCACUUGUGCACAAGAUUGUGUCGGUGACCAAGCACGUGCUGACGCAGCCGGCGUCGACACGCGUCGGCGCCAAGCAAGUGACGGUGCAGUAUCCCGUGCCCUCAUUGGUCGACGACGAGAGCGACGUCAGCAACCGGCUCAUUGCCAAUGCCGUGGCGCUGCUCCAUCGUCUCCUGGCGGCUCACAAGAGCGCAGCACCGGCCUUUGUGUCGCACCCGGACGCAGCCGACGUCGUGCUUGGUGCGCUCGAGCAUCCGUCCGCGAGCGUUCGAAAUGACGCGGCGGCGUGCCUCCGUGGCCUCUGUGACGUCGACGCGUCGCUCCAAUCGUUUGCGAUCAACCUCUUUGCGGGCUACGACGCUCCAGCGAUCGUGCACCAGGACCUCUUGUACGUGUACGGCGAUCUCGUGCAGAAGGGCUUGCCCGACGGCUUUGACACGGCGUCGGCCGCGCUGCGCCUCGCCCGCCGCCUUGAGUCGCUCGCCCCCGGCGCGGCGGCGCAGCCCAUCUUGGAAGGCCUCCUGCAUACGCUGCUGUGUCUUCUCAAGCCACACAAAGACGCCCAAGCCGCGGUGUCGGCGCAACUGGACCUCAUUGACGAGCUGUACCUGCGCUGCCUCUUUCCGGAAGCGCAUAUGCGGCCGUCGACGACGACCGAAGUGACGUUGGCCAAGUGUACGUCGGCGGGCGCUCGGGCACUGGCGUUUCAGCUGCUCUCCGUGCUUUGCGAUGCCAGCAGCGCAGGGCUCGCUGGCCUCCUUGCCAAGAUGCGACCGCAGCACUCGUUUGAGCGCAACCCGAUCAAGCCCGUCAAGACCAAGAAGACCACCAACAAGAAGAUUGCGCAGGCCAAGCCGACGGUCCGCGGACCUUUUGUCGGACUCAAGAACCUCGGGUGCACGUGUUAUCUCAACUCGGUCGUCCAAGCGUGCUUUUUCAUUCCUGCGUUCAAAGUGCUCGUCUUCUCGACGCCAGCGAGCCGUCCGCAGUCGCUGCUCUUCCAGAUCCAGUCGCUUUUCGCCCACUUGAAUGCGAGCUCGCGGCCGUACGUCUCGCCGGCGCCGCUGCUCAGCGUGCUCCACACGAGCACGGGUGCCCAUCAACGUCAAGCUGCAGCAAGACGCGAGCGAGUUCUUGACGCGUUUUUGCAGCAGCUCGAGUCGGAGAUCAACGGCGUCCAUACGGCCGAGGCGCAGCUCCACGCAUCCCUCGGCGGCCUCUUCAGCAACGAGCUCGUGGCCGAAGGCGACAAGUACAGCGAGCGCCUCGAGCCAUUCCACUUUGUCUCGGUUCAAGUCCGCGACCGGCCGCACCUCGAAGCCUCGUUGGACUCGUGGGUCGAUGGCGAUAUGGUGAGCUAUACAUGGGACACGCCGACCGACGGCAAGCAGACGCUCGAGACGCACAAGCGCAUUUCAAUCCAUACGCUGCCGAACGUCCUCGUCUUUCAUCUCAAGCGGUUUGAGUUUGAUUUUGAGACCAUGCAGCAAAUCAAGCUCCACGACGCGUUUGAGUUCCCGAUGGAGCUCGACAUGCGCCGGUACACGAAGGAAGGUCAAGCCCGUCGCCGCAACGAAGAGGACAUGGCGUGGCGCGCCCCCGAGUACUACCUCUACGAGUGCUCGGGUGCGAUCGUGCAUGUUGGGACGGCGCAGUCGGGCCACUACUACUGCUACCUCCGCGACCCCAAGGCGACAGCAUCGUGGGUCGAGUGUAAUGACACGCUCGUCACGCCUUUUGACGCGGCGCAGCUGCCACACGAGUGCUUUGGCGGCCUUCGCGCCCAUGACGACGACGGCCGCCGGUCACCGAGCGCCUUUAUGUUGCUUUACACGCGCAAGGCGACGUCGCUGCCGACGGCCAUGCCGGCUCCGGUCCGCCGCCUCGCCUCGAUUGUGCGGGCGGUCGUGUUUCUCAAGCGGCUACUCCAACGGCGAGCGCAGGUGUCUUCGCCGGCGCCGCUCCCCAGUGCCAUCUACGCCAGCAUCGAGGCCGAGAACCGGUCGUUUUGGCGCAAGCAGUACCUUGGCGACGUCGCGUGCAAGAGCUUCACGCACGACCUGGUGGCCAACUGCUUUGACGACACGAUGGUGUUUGCACCGGCGUCGCUGCGGCUGGAGGCGCUGCAGUUUGUGACAACGUUUGUGUUUGGCACGCUCUGGCAGUGCCAUGAAGUCGACCGGAUUGGCGUCUGGACACCGAUGCUCACUGCGCUGUACGACCAAGAACCCUUGGGCGCCGACUGGUUCCUGCAAGCCUGCGUCGACCAUCCGAGUCUCCUGGCCGACGUCCUCGUCGAUGAUGACGUGAUAACGGCGCCGUUCCGUCAUGUCGCACUUGCGAGUCUCCAGCACGCAUCGACACCGGCGCUGGCGUCGGCCUUUGUUGCCAAGGUGCUGGCGGGAGCCUCGCCGACACCGCCGCCCGUCGUCGUCGACCUUUUGCUUGCGUACGCAGCACAGAGCAGUGCCGCGUGCCACGAGCUCGUCAAGGAGCACCAGCUGCUGCGCGUGCUGCCGCAAGCGCUGCUCGACGCCGACCACGGCGGGAACGAGCGGCACGAAAGCUCCGUCUUGGCGCUCAUCGCAACGCUCCUGGACGCCUACGGCAAGGACGAUCUGUACUCCGUGCUUCCCGCCCAAGCCAUCGAGCUGCUGACGUCGAGUGCGUGGAUGCACCACCUGCUUGAGCGUCGGGGCGCGACGCAUUCGUUCAACGACGAGACGCUGUCGUGGCGGCGCAUUCUCUGGCGGCUCUGCACGGGGUCGGCGGCCUCGUCGUCGGCGUGGCUACGCGUGCUGCUCGCGGCCAUUGAGAGCGACGACCACCACGACCUCAAGCCGUACUUUCGCGCGCUCAUGGUGCUGCUGUCGCUCGACGACGACCUCGCGGCCGACCGGCUGGACGAUGCGAUGACGCAGUUCAUUGCGCUCCUCGCGUCGCAGCAACGCUACUUUAAAGCGACUGAGACGUCGAUCGACAUGAUGUGCCGCAUCGCCAAGCGCACGCCGACGGUGCGUACAUGGCUGUAUGAGAACCAGCGCAGCUGGGCGUGGACGGAAAAGUGGCUCGAAGCUCAUGCGGGGCCCCAAGGGUGGCUGCAACAGGGCAAGACGGUCCUGGUCAAGCCCAACUCGACGAGUACGUGGAAGGACGUGCCGCUGUCACACCCUGCGCUCGCCAAGACGAUCGACCGGUCCGUGGCCAAGUUUGUACCGCGCGUGCGGGCGCUCCUCGCGGGCCAAGCGCCGAGCGACGUCCAGUACGACAGCGACGACGACCCGAUUGCGCUGGUUGGCGCCCGCAUCAAGGUCAAGUGGGCGCGUGAAAAGUGGUAUGCGGGCCGCGUCGAGCGCUACGACCCGGCCAAACUCGAACACUUUGUCGUCUACGACGAUGGCGAGAAGAAGAGCUACAAGAUGACGGACAAGGUCUUUCUGCGCCUCGACGUGCCCGCCAUCGAAGGUCCCUAGUCGAUAAACAGCCGCCCAUUUUUGCAUAUCUAUAUCGUUUU